UGGGUGAUGGCUGCCUGACAUUUCACAAUUGUUAAUUUCGUUAGACUGUGGUCUAACGGUCACGUUAUUCGUUCCCAUAAAUGAAAGGAUAAUAUUCACAUCGUUUGUUCGUAUGAACGAGACAACGUCAGAGAGCGUUUUUGCAAUCCGGCAGAUAUAUGCACGAAAGGACACGCAGCAACUUUCGGCAAAAUGAUCAAAACAGGAGAGGAUAACCUAAAACAUCCCCACUAUCAGCAAACAGUAGAAUUUAGUGGCCAGGAGGACCAACAUUCGGUCGGAUUAUACAGUGCCAACGUCACCGUUAUUCCUUCACCCGGGGGGCACAAUCAUGGGAGUUCCAAGGUGACACUAAAAAACAUCGUUGAUUUUACGUGGGAACACAAUUUUUAUUCCGGCCAAUUAUUGGCGGUUCAUAUGUCCGGAAAAUAUUUAGCUUAUGGAAUAAAAGUUAGUAAUGGAGGAGGUAUGGUCAGAGUUGUAUACAAAGAAUUAGAGCAAAGAACACUGUUAAGAGGAAUGCGUGCCGCGAUACAGGAUCUGGCUUUUGCGCACGUUGCAAAUGCGAUUUUAGCAUGCGUCGACUACUUGGGAAAUCUUUUUAUACAUACCAUUGAAUCGACACCGUCUGAACUGCAAUGUAGUUUAUUGCUACAAGUAAUUGCGGAGGACAUAUCUGCCACCAGUCACCGUGUAAUAUGGUGCCCGUAUAUCCCGGAGGAUGUACCGUCCGACGGAGACGAAGUUUCGAAACUUUUAGUUUUAACUCGUGGUUCGAAAGCAGAGUUGUGGUCAGUUAAUACCAUUACAUCAAGAUUCAGAUCAAUAGAGGCAACUGAUCCAGCUGCAAAGGAAAAUGGAGGCAUGUUGGAAAUUGAUCAACAUUCUGAUACAAUCGUUGAAGCAACUUUUAGUCCCGAUGGCACGGCUUUGGCUACAGCAAGCUUUGACGGAGAAGUGAAAUUCUUCCAAGUUUACUUGCAUGGUAAUUCUCAUGGCAAUCAAGCUCAGCCGCGCUGUUUACAUCAAUGGAGGCCGCACGGAGGACGACCUAUCUCGUGUUUAUUCUUCUUAGAUGACCAUAAAACGUACCAUCCCGAUGUACAAUUUUGGAGAUUUGCCAUAACUGGAUGUAACAAUAAUACGGAAUUAAAAGUCUGGUCGUGCGAAUUGUGGACUUGUUUGCAAACCAUUAAAUUUGCGCCAACACCUUCUACCAGCAAACUACCAAUAUUAAAAGCAGGUUUAGAUCUUAGUGCUGGGUAUCUUUUGUUAUCAGAUAUAUACGAUAAAGUUUUGUAUAUAUUAAGUCUUACAAAAGAUAGCGGAGAAGCGUUAGCAUCCGUAACCACAAUAUCAGAGUUCCUCCUGCCAUAUCCGAUACUAAGCUUUGGAAUCGUUGACGCUGGUCUGUGCAAAGUACGUUCUACCGGCGAAUCAUUAGAAGACUUGUGCCCUUACGAAGAAGAAACCGAAGAACAAGUUUUAAUUAUCCGGAUGUAUUUAGUACAACCAAAGUCUCUGCAAGAGUGUCAUAUUGCUUUUAAACCUGCCUCGCGAGUGAUUGGCAACAGUCUCAGGGAUUCAUUGACUCGCGAUUCAUUGGACUAUAGCGAAGACUUACAAAAUAUGGAGACCGUUAAUCAGAAUGGAAUCUCUGAAGAAAAUUGCGAAGAGGAACAUUCGUUGUCCGCCAAGAUUGACGCAGCAACGAACCAUAACACCGGAUUAAAUUUAAUGACACCGGAUGCUUUCAGUUCACCCGCCAAGAAAGAAAAUAGCGAACUCGAUUCUCCUCCCGGUAGUCCAGAAUUGGAUAAAGUGCUAUCUGCUAGUCCCUUCCUUGCACAAACUGUACAAGCUCUAAAUGCAACAGAUCCGCCAUUGGUUGUUAGCGAACUGGAAGAACAAGCACCUGCUAGCAGUGGUAGUAGUCCAUCCAGGGAAGUCAGAGAAAUCAUGUCUCUCACAAAACCGGAUGAAGAACCUGAAACUGAGAAUAAGCCAGAAGCUACUAACGCUGUCGGUGAAGAUUGGCCUAAUAUUCCGAUGGGUUUAUUAAAAGACGUUAGCAGACACGCGAUGCAAGAAGCUGAAGGAUACACGAGCGAAGAUGAAAAGAAAAAGAAAUUAAAAGACGAGACAAAAUCGACGACGCACACCACGGGAGAUACAGAAAGUAGUUGGCAAACGGCGAACGAGUUAAAAACACUCGAAUUAAUAAAUAAAGUAGAAUCGGUUUUGGAAAUAAUUCAAGACCAACGAGAAGAAAUAAGAGAAGUACUGAGAGAAGAAUUAUCGCAAGUAGACUUUGCUAUAUCGAGAUAUUUCGAAGAGCAAAACGCAAUAUUAGAUCAAACAUUAUACGAAGAAAUGUCGCGGCAAUAUGUAUUCCGCAACAAUCUCGGAACAACGAUCAAAGAACAAAUCGAAACGGUACUGCCGGGCCUCGUCAAAGACACAAUAGAGCCGCUGAAGCAGCAACUUAAUUUAGACUCUACCCGAAUGGACGAACUUUUAAAAGAAAAUUUAACAGAACUGAUCAAUAGCACUCACGUAAAAGAUACGCUCGCAUUGGCAGCGGCAAAUGGAGUGAAACCGGCAUUAGAUGUGGCAUUUAAAGAAGCCUUCACGAACGUUCUUUUACCGGGAAUGGAGCAAGCGUGUCAAACAAUGUUCAGACAAGUACAAGAUGCCUUUGUUAAGGGUACUCACGAAUAUCUUCAAAAUGUAGAUGUAAUUACAAGCAAGCAAUACCAACAACGAAACGAACAACAAAGCGAAGCGUUGUCUGCGCUAAUCUGCGAGGAAUUACAAACCGAAUUGAACAGAUGUUUAACUGCUCUGCAGGAAGAAACGAUACGUACAAUUCACGAUUCCGUCAGAGAUAAUUUAAACCAACAACUUACUGAGAUUACGAAUGCGCGUUCGCGAGCAACUACUCCUGCUAUACCAGUACCUGGAGUUGCCGAUGUUCAAGCACGGGUUAUGUCUCUUCUUCAAAGAGGGCAUUUAAACGCUGCAUUUCAGCAAGCUCUAAGUGCAAGUGAUUUAGGUUUGGUAGUAUUAGUUUGUGAAAAGACAGAACCCGCAAGAGUAUUUUCCCGCGCUAUGGGACCCCAGGGCCAAAGUACAAGAUGUAUUUUACCACAACCCGUAAUUCUUUCACUUGUACAACAGUUAUCUGCAGACUUAGAACAUCGUACAGACCUGAAACAUAGGUGGCUCGAGGAGGCAAUAUUAAACUUGGAUCCUAAUGAUCCCGUGACGCGAGAGCAUAUGGGUACAGUGUUAACUACCUUACAAAAUCAAUUGGCUGCGUUUGUAGCAACUAAUUCAAAUAGCAUUUCUACCCGACGUAUGAGAAUGUUAGCUAUGGCUGCGCGCGCACUUCUAAAUCAACAUCCUUAAUGUCAAAUACGUCUGAAGUAGAAAGGACUCCUUGAUAAAAUAACUUCAGGUUUUAUACGUUUCGUUUAAAAAAUACUUUAAUCCGAGAAAAACAUCCGCACUUGUCGUAUUUAAGACUGGCAGACGUUUACAUAGUUUGUGAAAGAAAUAUUAUAUGAAUUUAUUAUCGGCAGUUUUAUCCAAUUUAUCAAAACCUA
Molecule: messenger RNA, 3608 nt
Organism: Colletes gigas
Lineage: Eukaryota; Metazoa; Arthropoda; Insecta; Hymenoptera; Colletidae
Gene: Ge-1
Product: enhancer of mRNA-decapping protein 4
Exons: 9
Coding region: 193-3411 (1072 amino acids)
Biological process (GO): deadenylation-independent decapping of nuclear-transcribed mRNA
Cellular component (GO): P-body
Molecular function (GO): protein binding
Source: RefSeq, a predicted model, not a curated record